Molecule: messenger RNA, 2116 nt
Organism: Pungitius pungitius (ninespine stickleback)
Lineage: Eukaryota; Metazoa; Chordata; Actinopteri; Perciformes; Gasterosteidae
Product: zinc finger protein 664-like
Exons: 2
Coding region: 324-1610 (428 amino acids)
Biological process (GO): regulation of gene expression
Cellular component (GO): nucleus
Source: RefSeq, a predicted model, not a curated record
UAUAUAUAUAUAUGUAGGGCAUAAAGCCACAACACACGCGUAGCCAAACCAGUAGGUUCAAAAACCAGUAGGGACGUAACACCGGUACGCUACAAUGCUCGCGCCGUUGCUUGCGCCGUUUGUUUGCGGUUGCCCUGACCAGACACGAGGAAAUUUACGAUUGCGUAUUUCAGGUAACAAAUGCGAAAGUUGUGUAAAAGGUCUAUAGCAAGCGGAACCUUAAUGUGACUCGGGUUUCCAGUCGGAACUUUGUAGUGUGACAGCCAGCCGUUGCUCGGUGUUGUAGCAGCGCCUGUAAUUAUUUCAUCGGUAACCAAGCAGAAAUGCCUUCAGUCGAGGGUUUGAGAGAGUUCGUCAACGAGAGACUUUCUGCUGCUGCUGAAGAAAUAUUCGGAGUUUUUAAAAGAACCAUCGUCGAGUAUCAGGAAGAGAUCGACCGGCAGCGCGGACUGUUGGAGGUUUUUUGGAAACCCGAAGUGAGGUUACACAGGAUAAAGAUCCCACAGUCACGUGUGUGUAAGGAGGAAGAGGUUCUCUCUGACCAGCAGCUCUGUCUCCGGGAGAGGAUCACCAGUCUGGACCAAGAGGACCCAGAUCCUCCACAGAUUAAAGAGGGACCGGAGGAGCUCUGCAGCAGUCAGGAUGGAGAGCAGCUUGAACCAAAGCAGGAGACAUUUAUGUUGACACCUACUUGUGAGGAAAGAGACCACGGUGAAGAUCAUCUUCUGGAUUUGUGUACUGAUGAAACACAGAUUGUGCUACAGGAAACAUCUCUAGGCUGCAUCUCAGUUAAAAGCACCGCUGUAGAUGAACCAAGCAAUGACCACCAGCUUCUCUCUCGCAACUCUCAUCAAUCUGAUAGCAUAGAUCAGAAAGGAGUAAAACAUAGUUUAACAUCAAGCAAGGAGCCAACUCCUCCAGGUGAAAAGCCAUGUUUGUGCAAAAAAUGUGGGAAAUACUUUAAAACUAAAAAUAGCUUGUUUCUCCAUGUGAAAAGAGCUCACAGUGUUGAUCAACCAUAUGUAUGCAACUUCUGUGGGAGAAGAUUCGUUCAUGAAUCAGCAUUUAAGAAGCAUAAAAGAGUCCAUAGUGAUGAGAAGCCAUUUUCUUGCACAACAUGUGGAAAUAAAUUCAAAUGUAGUAGUAGCUUAAAAGUCCACAUGCACAUUCACACUGGUGAAAGACCAUAUUCUUGUACCACCUGUGGGAAAACAUUCAAACGGACUGAAUCAUUGAAGCUUCAUGCAAUAAUCCACACUGGGGAAAGGCCAUAUUCCUGCAUCACCUGUGGGAAAACAUUCCAACGGACUGAAUCAUUGAAGCUUCAUUCAAGAAUCCACACUGGUGAAAGGCCAUAUUCUUGCAACACCUGUGGGAAAACAUUCAAUCAGCCAUCAGAUUUAAAGAAGCAUACAAGAACCCAUACUGGGGAAAGGCCAUAUUCCUGCAUCACCUGUGGGAAAACAUUUCCUAGAUUAGACCAUUUGAAGUCUCACACAAGAAUCCACACUGGGGAGAAGCCAUAUUCCUGUAAAAUAUGUGAAAGCAGUUUCACAUGUUCUAGAAGCUUAAGAGUCCACAUGAAAAGACACAACGGUGAAACAUCGUAGAUGCACCUCCUGUGAGGACAUUGUCUGAGCAAUUUUUCUGAUUUGAAAAGUGUUGAAGCUUUCUAUUACAAGGGAACAUGAAUGCUGCAUGUGAGAGAAAACUAUGUUCCGUAAUGUCUUCUUCUGACAGGCAUAACCAUCCAGCCGAAACCCGACUGGAUGAGCGUUCACUCAUUAAAUGAAUACUUGCAGUUAAAGCAUUUUACUAUAAAACCCUCUUUGUUGCACAUUGAGUGAACAUAUCCUGCAAAUGUUUAAAUAUGUAUUCAUCUAUCAAUCUGAGAAAAUAAUUGUCUUGGAAAAUCUGCAAAUAAAAUUGAUCUCUUAAACUGUUAAAGUAUACCUUGACUAAAACACUAACCAAUUGUAGCACUUAAAGUGUACUUAUUAUGGUAUGGAGCCAAAUCCAGGUCAAACUUUUUGUUCAUUCGGGAAAAAAAUGUGAACCUGAAAGUUUUGUUGUUGAACAUUGAAAAAUACAAAACUAUUUAAAAUAAAAAUUAUUG